Molecule: messenger RNA, 811 nt
Organism: Tarenaya hassleriana
Lineage: Eukaryota; Viridiplantae; Streptophyta; Magnoliopsida; Brassicales; Cleomaceae
Exons: 3
Coding region: 210-731 (173 amino acids)
Source: RefSeq, a predicted model, not a curated record
CGCUCUGGACCUAAUCAACGACGUCGUUUCUGAAGCCUCUUCCUCUCCUCUUUCCGCGUUUAGGCCUUCUGAAUCACACUGCAUCUCUUCUUCUCUUGUUUCCUUCGCUCGCUGGCAGUCUCAUGCUUCUUCUCCGUUCCCACCAUCGCCAUUGCUGUUCCACUUGAUUGACUCGGACGAUUCGAUAUAAGCUUUUUGUCACCGCAUCGAUGGCGCGGCGGUCGGGAGACUGCGUGAGAUGCUGUCUGGUGAUCUUCGCGGUGGUUUCGGCCUUAGCCGUGUGUGGUCCUGCUCUUUAUUGGAAAUUCAACAAGGGUUUCUCUGGAUCCGCCCGUAGAAACUCCGUUUGUCCUCCUUGUGUCUGUGACUGUCCUCCUCCGUUGUCUCUCCUCCAGAUUGCUCCCGGGCUUGCAAACCUCUCUAUUUCAGAUUGCGGAGGAGAUGAUGGGGAUCUGAAGGAGGAGACGGAGAAGCAGUUUGUGGAUCUGCUGACGGAAGAGCUGAAGCUGCAGGAGGCGGUGGCGGAAGAGCAUACCCGCCAUAUGAACGUAACAGUGGCGGAGGCGAGGAGGGUGGCUUCUCAGUACCAAAAGGAGGCGGAGAAGUGCAACGCCGCAACCGAAACGUGCGAGACGGCGAGGGAGAGGGCGGAGCUGUUGCUGAGAAAAGAGAAGAAGAUCACUUCGAUGUGGGAGCAGAGAGCUCUCCAACUGGGUUGGGAAGGUGAGUAAGUAGUGUGAUUUGGCAUAUGCUUAGUUCACAGACACUCACACUUCUUCUUCUUUGUCUGUCUGUCUCUGUCAUGAAGAAG